UAGUGUAAACUUGAUAAAAUUUAGAUGUACUCAGAAACAACUAUAAUAAUUUAUGGAGUAUUUCGAAGCAUAAUAUACUGACGGAAGUUAUUAUUAAAACUUGUAUUUGAUAGAAAAUCCUGUUGCCUUCAACUGUUAUGGAUAUGGUGAUCACGAAUUUACAACAGCAACGUCAAAUCACGGAACAAUUGCGUCGUGAAGCUGCAUUAAAUCGAAUUAUGGUUAGCAAAGCUGUGGAGGAUAUCAUGAAGUAUAUUACAGAGCACGAACAAGAAGAUUGUCUUUUGGUUGGUUUUUCAUCACAAAAAUCUAAUCCCUUUCGUGAAAAAAGUGCCUGUACCAUUCUUUAA
Molecule: messenger RNA, 350 nt
Organism: Habropoda laboriosa
Lineage: Eukaryota; Metazoa; Arthropoda; Insecta; Hymenoptera; Apidae
Gene: Ggamma1
Product: guanine nucleotide-binding protein subunit gamma-1
Exons: 2
Coding region: 138-350 (70 amino acids)
Biological process (GO): G protein-coupled receptor signaling pathway
Cellular component (GO): heterotrimeric G-protein complex
Molecular function (GO): G-protein beta-subunit binding
Source: RefSeq, a predicted model, not a curated record